Messenger RNA from Venturia canescens, 3528 nucleotides. RefSeq names its product sirtuin 6 (gene Sirt6). The coding region runs from base 398 to 1633 and encodes 411 amino acids. Gene Ontology annotation, cellular component: nucleus. The record is from RefSeq and is a predicted model, not a curated record. The transcript has 7 exons. Lineage: Eukaryota; Metazoa; Arthropoda; Insecta; Hymenoptera; Ichneumonidae. Gene Ontology annotation, biological process: negative regulation of transcription by RNA polymerase II. Gene Ontology annotation, molecular function: NAD+ binding; histone H3K9 deacetylase activity, NAD-dependent; transcription corepressor activity.
CUGUAGAUGACAGACUAGUAUAUCCAAAAUAUAUAAAAUGCGCCUCUAGUUCAUUACGAAGUUUCCUAUCGUUGAGCGUCAUCUGUACCGCGUAAACAUAGCUAUCCCCGGCACGCGGUCAUUGUUAUUCUUUUGAACCCGAAUUUGUUUACGUCAAUAAUUUUCGAAGGUGAAAUCGAAAGUGGUGUUGAAAAAAGCCAAAAAAAAAACAAAAAACGUGAAAAAACACACACAACGAGCAUCGUGGAAAUAAAUAGCAAAUCGAAUUUGCGAAUUCUCGUCGUACCUGUCUAUCAACUUUCUCAUUUGUUUUAUAUUUUUUUCUCUUUUAUUCCACUUGAUCUUUCGACGCAUCGUAUUUAUAACUUUUUGGUGUUUUGAUCUACGCUACCGCGAUAUGUCAUGCAGUUACGCCGACGGGUUAUCGCCCUACGAAAACAAAGGAGUUUGCGGAUCGGAAGAGAAAUAUGACUCUGCUGAAACUUUGAGACUGAAGUGUGGCUUACUCGCGGAAUGGAUCGAAGCAGCAAGACACGUCGUUGUUCAUACCGGAGCUGGCAUAAGCACAGCUGCAGGAAUCCCAGAUUUCCGUGGCCUCAACGGCGUCUGGACAUUGGAGCAAAAAGGUUUGAAGCCGGAUAUGAGCACCUCGUUCGACGAAGCAAUACCAACGAAAACUCACAUGGCCCUGAAAAAACUCAUUGACAGUCACAAAAUCAAAUUUAUCAUAAGUCAAAACAUUGACGGAUUGCAUUUGAGGUCUGGCGUGUCCAGAAGGAAUCUUGCAGAGUUGCAUGGAAAUAUGUUUGUUGAGCAGUGCGAUAAAUGUGGCAGACAAUUCAUCAGGAAUUUUGCGACCACGAGCGUCGGGAAAAAAUGUCUCGAAACCGUUUGCCGCUCUGAACAAAUUGGUGGUCGCCCUUGUCGCGGAAGAAUGCACGACACGAUCCUUGACUGGGAACACAAUCUGCCCGACAACGAUCUUGCCCUGUCUGACCUUCACUCGAGCGUCGCCGAUUUGAGCAUAUGCUUGGGAACAACUCUUCAAAUAAUACCAAGCGGCAAUUUACCACUCUACACGAAAAAAUAUGGUGGACGCCUCGUCAUUUGUAAUCUACAAGCAACAAAACAUGAUAAAAAAGCGGAUUUGGUGAUAAACGGUAAUGUGGACGACGUGAUGAUGAGCGUGAUGAAAAAUUUAGAGAUUGUAAUACCGGAUUACAAGAGCGACGAGGAUCCGACCCGGAAUUCAGACAUGUCAUCUUGCGAGAUGGAUUGGACAAUACCAACGAGUUGGGUAAAAGAGAUGAAGCUUCUUUACAAAAAAGUUUGUAAACCAACGAAGAGAAAACGAAAGACAUUUAUGUACGAAAGAGAUCCGAUACCAUACGGGAAAGAUGCGGCAAAAUCUACGAAAAAGCGAAUUUUGGAUGUGAAGAAGGAGGUGAAAGAAGAGCCAGAAAAUAAUUCUUUGGAUCAAAAUUCAUCGGGUACGAAUUUUCAAACUCGAAGUUCUGGGAUAGAGGCAAAAGAGGAUAAAGUCGACGAAAAAAUCAGUGCUCCUUGUCUGAAUGAAGCCAGCACGGAGGUUCAUCGGGAAAUAAAAGAAGAAUUAUUCGACAAAUCGGAUUGAUUAUUGCAAAAAUAAUAACGUUUGUUUUUGGUCUACGGUGUUGGAAAACACUUUGGAAUACGAUUAAAACGGGGCUUCGCGCGUCUAAAGCACUCUUUUGUGUACAUACAUGUAAAAUAAAUACAUGUUCCGAGAGGGAAAGCGAAAAGUUCAGGCAGUUCGAAGGCAAGGAGAGAAAGCGGAGGAAAGAAUUGAUGAGAGAAACAUAAAAUACAGAUCAAUUUGCGUUUUUGAGUCACGGUCUAUUAUCAUUAAUAUGACAAUUCUUUGACGAUAUCGGUGGUAAAUGUGUAGGAGUGAUGCUAAAAUGUACCCUGUAAAUUAAUGUUAUCUCUUGAAAAAUUAGCGAUUCGAAGAACCCGAAGAAAACGUCUUCAAUUUAGAAAAUUGCUGAUUUUAUGCAAUUUUCACUUUUUUUCGACGCCCAACACGCGCAUGAUUUGAAUAUUCCCGAAAACAAAAGUAUUACAUUAAUUUAGAUUCAAUAUUUGAACGAAAAGUAAUUCCAAUACUUUGUCAAGCUUCUAUGUAAUCCCUUCAAUUAUUUCCAGCCUCCAAGAGACUUAUUAAUAAUAUAAUAAUCACGGUCAGUUUUAACUCAAAGUAAACUUCCUAUUGCUUAGAAUACAAUCCAAUUUACUGCAUCAAUAAUGUUUUUAUUUUUAUUACUUUUAUUACUCAGAGAUGAAUUAAACGUUUUUUAGUCAAUAAUUUUAGUCCAUUGAAAAUACCAAAAUUGUUAUUGGACAAAAAUCUGAAACAAAUUCAGCCGUCAUUAUUGAGCCUUUACAAACGUUUAUUUUCAGUAAUAAUAAUCUUUCAAAAUUACUGACUUUCUUUUCUUCAAAUUUCUCGACAAAUAAUCAGACCUUUUUUUCGUUUUGAGAUUUCCCAAUAUGCAAAUUAUUCUGAACAUAACAAAUGUUUAUAAAAUUGCAAAUGUUCUUUGCAUUCCUCAAAUUAUUCAAUAUUUUACAUAGGGAAUCGUUGAGGCAUUGACUGAAAUAUUUCUGAAAUACGUCACUUCGGAAAAAAUGAACAACCAACCACCAUUCAAUAGUAUCUUAGAAAAUUGCUCCAAAUCUACGACGAAAAAGACCUGAUCAUUUGUCGAAAAAAUUUAUUUCGAGCCUUAAUAACUCAUGCUCUUGUCAUUAACUUGCAUCAAUGCCCACGAUAUCUCAGACGUGGUUGAAUUUCGUAUUUAAUUUAUCAUCCAAUAUCCACUGCAACUGUAAUGGAACAAAAUCAUUGGCCUGGAUAUUUGUGUGAUUAAUUCUUAAGGGCUUCGAUUUAUAGUGCUAAGGUAAUUUGUGCAUUAUUCGGAUAAUUGAUGCGAGCAAGGAAUAAGAUUCGAUCAAUGCCAUCGUAUUAGCCAUAUGUUUAUUUUGCAAUAUUCUUCCGAAAAAAUGGAAAAAAGAAAAAAAAACGAUUGCAACUGCUUUUUUUUCCAAGGAAAUGUGAAUUUUAUGCGUGAAUUUGGUGGCGUUGUUGUAUACUGAUAAACAUGAAAACCCAGAUGUGAAAGAAUUAUUUUUGUUGCUCUCAAUAUAUCAUAUCCAGGCCUGCUGUUGGCUCGGAAAACUGAAAACGUAUCAAAAUCAAAUGAUAAAUUUCCGCAAAAUUAUUCCUGUUGAACUUAUAGACGCAAUCACAUCGAGGAUAAAUCUAAAUAUAUAAUUAUAAUAAUCAUAAUAAUAAUAAUAAUAAUAAUAAUGAUAAUGAACGUAAAGAAUCUAUAGUUGAUACGUGUUCUCAUUGUACAUUAUUUCUAUAAUGUAAUUUCCAGAACGUAAUGGAUUAAUUUUGCAAAAAAAAUUGAAGAAACGCAACCCUCAAGAUUCAUCGAUAUACAAAUAAUGCAAUCUUUUAAUAAAUAAUGUAUGAAAAUUGGA